AUGUUCAAUAACAUUAAGCGGAAUAUGAGAAUAUUAAAUAAGGAUAUGGUUGAGACAUCUUGGCUUAAAUGUUUGAUUGAUGAUACUCCAAAAUAAAAACAUAUACUUGUACCAAAACCUAUUAUAAUAGACUCUUUCAAAAUGUCUUAGUGGAGAAUUAAAUAAUGUAAACUCUUAAGAGGCUCUUAAGAAAAUCACCCUAAGAAUGUAGCAUCCUCAAUAAACAAUAACUGCUCUUAAGUCCUACUAUCUAGUUCAUGUCCUCAAGCUUUAUUUAGCUCCCUAUGUAACAGAUAAAACAAUUGAACUGUCAUAAAAAAGUACGGCUGAUGCUGUACUCUAAAGUGUAGCAUUUCUCUAUUGUAGUUAUCUUAAGAGUUUCUCUAACAAUUAUGAACAGAUCAAUAUACUUUAUAAAAUGCAUAGAUAACUUGAAGUUCUCAUUCUUAAGUUAGAAGUGCCCAUAAUAAAAUGCAUUACAAUUAAAUUAAUAAUAGAUAUCAUAUUCUUAUAUGAAUCUCUCAAUAAAUAAGAUGAUUAAGCUAAAAGGAUAAGAGCAAUUAAAUAAGUUAAAAGAUUUUUAGAAAUUAAAAAAUUAAUCUAACUUCCUGGGGAAUUACAGUAGAAAAUAAAUACUCUUAAUUUUGAAGAAAUAGAAUAGAAAAUUACAUUUCAAAUGCAACCUAUUGUUAAUAACUUCAUUGAAAAUAAACCUCAUGCUCCUUAAAAAGAAUUAUUAAAGUUAGAUAUUCAUUGCAUAAAUUAAAGAAAACUAAGUACAUCUGCAAAUGAUUGGGAAGAUCAAUCAGAUAUUAAAUUUUAAUAAAUAUAAAUUCACAAAAGCCAAUAACCUAGUCCUAAUAGGAGAAGAAUGACCUCAUAAACUCCGAAUAGAGCUAUUUCAAUAAGAGAUAAUUUCUUUGUCCCAACACAAGGACCUCUUUCAUUUAUAAUGAUGUCAUGA
Paramecium pentaurelia is the source of this 964-nucleotide messenger RNA. The record is from the annotation of a GenBank genome assembly. NCBI's taxonomy places the organism in Eukaryota, Ciliophora, Oligohymenophorea, Peniculida, Parameciidae.